Molecule: messenger RNA, 2871 nt
Organism: Lolium rigidum
Lineage: Eukaryota; Viridiplantae; Streptophyta; Magnoliopsida; Poales; Poaceae
Product: extra-large guanine nucleotide-binding protein 1-like
Exons: 8
Coding region: 9-2594 (861 amino acids)
Biological process (GO): adenylate cyclase-modulating G protein-coupled receptor signaling pathway
Cellular component (GO): heterotrimeric G-protein complex
Molecular function (GO): G protein-coupled receptor binding; guanyl nucleotide binding; GTPase activity
Source: RefSeq, a predicted model, not a curated record
CCGCCGACAUGGCCUCCGCCGUCGCCGUCGCCGGGGCCGACGACUACACCUUCGCGGCCGAGUACGACGGCCCGCCGCUCCCCUACUCCCUCCCGCGCGCCAUCCCGCUCGACCUCUCCCGCAUCCCGCUCGCCGCCCUCUCCUCCCACGACGACCCCUCCGACGACCCGCUCCCCGUCGUGCGCCCCCUCACCCCAUCCUCCCUCUGCUCCGCCAUCCACGCCCACCAGCAGCAGGCGGCGCCAGGGGGGCCGCCUCCUCGCUCCUCCUCGGGGCCCGUCGCCGACUCCCCCACCUCCGUCAUCGAGAACCACCACGCCGCCGCGCACCACUCCGCCGAGCUCCCCUCCUCCCCCUCCGACGACGAGGAAGAUGCAGGGAUGCCGUCCGCUCCCCACCAGCCCACCGCCUCCUUCGCCGAGACCAGCGGCUCCCUCCUCCAAUCCUCCCCCUCCUCCGAGGACUCCUCCUCCGACGAAGCCCCCUCCUCCCCGCUGCCCCACCCCACCGCCACCGCCGCCGCCCGCUCAAGCGGCGCCCUCUCCCCGCCCCACCUCGACGCCCCCAACCCCCGCUCCGGCUGCUACCGGUGCGGGAAGCGCGGCGGCAUCUGGGGCGGCACGGAGUCCUGCCUGGCCUGCGGCGCGCGGUACUGCUCCUCCUGCGUGCUGCGCGCCAUGGGGUCGAUGCCGGAGGGCCGCAAGUGCCUGCCCUGCAUCGGGCGGCCGGUGGCCGAGUCGCGCCGGGGCGCGCUCGGCCGCGGCUCGCGCGUGCUGCGCCGCCUGCUCAGCGCCGCCGAGGUGGACCUCGUCAUGCGGAGCGAGCGCGGGUGCAAAGCCAACCAGCUGCGGCCCGAGGACGUCUACGUCAACGGGGCGAGGCUGGUGCCGGAGGAGCUCGCGGCGCUGCAGGGGUGCCCCUGCCCUCCGGCCAGGCUCCGGCCCGGGUUCUACUGGUACGACAAGGUCUCCGGCUUCUGGGGAAAGGAGGGACACAAGCCCCAUUGCAUAAUAAGCCCAAAUCUAAGUGUGGGAGGUAAUUUAGAUGAAAAGGCGAGCAAUGGGAACACCGGAAUCUUGGUAAAUGGACGUGAGAUUACAAAAUCUGAGCUGCAAAUGCUUAAGUUGGCAGGAGUUCAAUGUGCUGGAAAACCUCACUUUUGGCUGAAUGCUGAUGGGACUUACCAAGAGGAAGGCCAAAAAACUGUGAAAGGGAGGAUUUGGGAUAAGCCCAUAGUGAAGUUGCUUAGUCCAGUCCUGUCAUUGCCAACUCCAAACAAAGCGGCUAAUCAAUCUGGUGUAGAGGCUCCUAGUUCAGGAAGUCGACCUGAGUACUUGGAGCAAAGGACGAUUCAGAAGCUUUUGUUGGUUGGAUCAGGGACCAGCACCAUACUCAAACAGGCUAAAUUCUCAUACAAGAGCAAACCAUUUUCGGUGGAUGAGUGUGAAGAUCUCAAACUUAUCAUACAAAGUAACAUAUAUCGCUACCUUGGUACACUUCUUGAAGGCCGUGAACGGUUUGAAGAGGAAGUUUUAGCUGAUAGAAGAAAAAUCAACAAAGACGAUCCUUCUAGCUCUGGGCAUUCUGGAUCGGAGUUCUGUGCUGAAGUUACUGAGUACUCCAUUGUUCCGCGUUUGAAAGCAUUCUCUGAUUGGAUCCCGAAAGCCAUGGCAAUAGGUAAUCUUGAAGACAUUUUUCCUGCAGCUAGUCGUGAAUAUGCACCACUGGUUGAAGAACUAUGGAAAGAUCCUGCUAUUCAAGCUACAUAUAGACGAAGAAGUGAACUGCCGUUCCUUCCGUCUGCUGCCAGUUACUUCCUUGACAGGGUGGUUGAUAUUUCUCGAACAGAAUAUGAGCUCUGUGAUAUGGAUAUCCUCUACGCUGAUGGAAUAACAUCAUCAGAUGGAUUAGCAUCUACAGACAUCUCUUUCCCACAGCUGGCUUUGGAUGUGCGGGUUGAUGAGCCUGAUCCACAGGACACGAUGUUAAGAUAUCAGCUGAUCAGAAUAAGCAAUAAAGGAUUGCGGGAGAACAGCAAAUGGCUGCAGAUGUUCGAUGAUGUCAGGCUUGUCAUAUUCUGUGUUGCGGUUAGCGAUUAUGACGAGUACCAUGAGGAUGUGAAUGGAACCAUUGUCAACAAGAUGGUAGAGAGCAGGCAGCUAUUCGAGAGCCUCGCCCUUCACCCGACAUUCGAACAGAUGGAUUUCCUCCUACUCCUGACCAAGUUUGAUCUCCUAGAGCAGAAGAUUGGCAAAUCCCCACUAACCGCAUGUGACUGGUUCAGUGAAUUCACCCCGCUGGUAAGCCGCAAUCUGAUCAAUGGAAGCAGCAGCAGAAGCACACGCAGCAGCAACACUGGUGCGUCGCUGGCACAGAUGGCUGCACAUUACAUUGGCACGAAGUUUAAGCAGCUGUUCCACUCUCUCACGGAGCGGAAGCUGUAUGUGUCCUACGUGAACGCCCUGGACCAGGAGUCGGUCUGCUCGGCGAUCCGCUAUGGCAGGGAGAUUGUCAAGUGGGAGGAGGAGAAGCCCGUGUUCAACUCCAGCGAGACGGUGUACAGCGGCGAGGAGCCCAGCUCCUACUCCCACUGACCAUGGUGAGCCUUUGCUUGCGUAUGACGAAGACGAAGAAGAGGUGUAAAUAGUUGUGCAUUUCCCUCCUCUCCCGGCGAUGACGACCUUUUGUUAGAGCUUUGCCCAUUUUCGUCCUUUUUUCCAUUUUUUUGGCCUGAUCAUUUGCUUGUAUUGUAUUGUAUGGUUUGUUUGUUUAGCUGUUCACAAGUAGAAUGAGAUGCACCAGGGCUGCCUGAUUCCGAUUCUUGUAUGUAUUAAUUAUCAUCUGCUUUACACGGUGACGAGAUCGCCUGCA